AUGUCUGAUAAUGGAAGCUAUGAAGAAGUCGACUCUACGAACAACAAGCUAAAUUAUAGACACGCUGCGUUUGGCGAGGAAAACGACGGUCUCUUACCCAUGGCCCAGCAAGACUUAAAGCCCAAACCCAACAGCAAAAGUGUUCGUACCAAAUCUCAAAAAAACCUUUUACCGCAGGAUCGAACAUACUUUAUUGUGCUUAUCUUGCUAUAUUUAUUGCAAGGUGUCCCCGUGGGAUUGGCGUUUGGCUCGGUACCGUUUAUUCUCAAGGAUAAGUUAACUUUUUCACAAGUUGGUGUAUUUUCCCUAGCAGCAUACCCAUACUCUUUAAAGCUCUUAUGGUCACCUUUUGUGGAUUCCAUGUACUCAAAAAAGGUGGGGAGAAGAAGGUCUUGGAUCAUUCCUGUACAAACCAUUUCUGGUAUUAUCCUAAUAUAUCUAGGGUUUAUCAUGGACGAUUUAAUGUUGGACCCACGCAAACACCUCAAGAUUAUUACUGGGUGUUUUUUUAUUCUUGUAUUGUGCUGCGCCACGCAGGAUAUUGCUGUUGAUGGUUGGGCAUUAACCGUGUUAUCACCCGAAAGUCUAUCAUUUGCCUCUACAGCGCAAACCAUUGGCAUGAACUGUGGUUAUUUCAUGAGUUUCACCAUAUUUCUUGCAUUGAGCUCACCAGAGUUUGCUAACAAAUAUUUAAGGUCUGCCCCUCUGCAAAAGGGUUUAUUUUCUCUAGGCGAAUAUUUGACCUUCUGGGGAGUAAUGUAUCUUUUGAUAACUAUAAUUGUUGUCUUUAUUCCUGAAGAUCCAAAACAUUUGGUCGAAGUGAAUAGAGAGAGAAUGGCCAAGGAGAAACAAUAUGCGCUUUCAACUUACAAUGAGAAAAAGAGAAACAAGUUGACUCAAUUGACCGAUGUUUACUCGUCGAUGUACGAAGUGUUGAAAUUGCCCAAUGUUCAAACAUUUGUUGUAAUUUUGCUCCUUGCAAAACUUGGGUUUCAAGUUAAUGAAGCCGGUACGAAUUUGAAAUUGUUAGAAAAGGGACUAAGCAAGGAGGAUUUAUCAAUCACGGUUCUAAUUGAUUUCCCAUUCGAGAUGAUCUUUGGGUACUAUGCAGGAAGGUGGUCGACGGGGAAGACACCUUUAAAACCUUGGCUCUGGGGAUUUUUGGGAAGAUUACUUGCUGCAACACUUGCACAAUUUGUCGUUUACUUUUUCCCUCAAGACAGACAAGUUUCCAAAGUAUAUUUUCUUGCAAUUAUUUUGCAACAUCUUCUUGGUUCAUUUAUGUCAACAAUCCAAUUUGUUUCACUAUGUGCUUUUCAUACAAAGAUUGCUGACCCGGCUAUUGGUGGUACGUAUAUGACUACAUUGAGCACGCUUUCCAAUUAUGGUGGCACAUGGCCGAGAAUAUUUAUUUAUUUCCUUAUCGAUAAGAUCACAUUGAGCAAAUGCCAACUUCCUGGAGAUGGUCAUUUUCUUGUCAACUCAGAUGAAACAAAGAAGCAAUGUGAAUAUAGUGGCGGUAAAAUUGCAAUCAUAAGAGAUGGAUAUUACUACACAAAUGCUUUGUGUAUUGGGUUGGGGAUCAUUAUUUGGUUCUGGGUAAAGAGAAAAGCUGCAUAUUUACAAAGCCUUCCAAAUAGUGCGUGGAGAGUCAAACGGUGA
Molecule: messenger RNA, 1662 nt
Organism: Lodderomyces elongisporus
Lineage: Eukaryota; Fungi; Ascomycota; Pichiomycetes; Serinales; Debaryomycetaceae
Exons: 1
Coding region: 1-1662 (553 amino acids)
Cellular component (GO): membrane
Molecular function (GO): acetyl-CoA transmembrane transporter activity
Source: RefSeq, a predicted model, not a curated record